UUUAGAAGACUUUGAAACUGCGGACACCCUUUUCUAAACAAUUGAAACGUGCGGAGGGGUGGAGUAACAAAAUCCUCCCUCUGUCUCUUACUCGCUCCCCGUCUCCUCCGCUGUUGACGACGAUCUUCCAUUGACUUUUAAAGCAAUGAAAAAAAAAAACUAAAACCACUAAUUCGAAUCUCCUGCCUCAGGAGCUCGCAUGGUUUCGCCGCCCAAAGUAAUUUUGCCUCGCUUUCUCGCACUUGCUCUUUCUUCUUAUUUUGCCCGCUAAGUUCCCGAUCUACCUUGUCAGGGAAAAGAAAAAUAACUGCCUGAACCGGUGAAUUUUGGAAAAGAAAUAUUUAGAUCUAAAUCUUCCAGCAUGUCGAAAUCGCUUCCUUAUUCUAUGAAAGAUGUUCACUACGAUAACGCCAAGUUUCGUCACCGAUCUCUUUUCAAGGUGAUCACUCAAACCCUACUUACUAGUAAUAUGAGGCGUGAAUGCUUAAGUUGUAGUACAGGGAAGUUUUUAGGUUUAUUAAUGAUCUUUGGCUUAGCAUGUCUUAUGUUGACUCAUACAAAUAAAGCACAUUCUGUUUCUGAUGGACUAGCAAAAGGUAUUGGGACAAAUGAAGAACAUGAGGAAGUUACUGAUGUUGGCAUCAGGUUUAAAAAACUUUUCCGAAGAGCACCCCGCCUUCCUCCUCGAUUAUCGCCAGAUGAAAAAAUCAUUCAUCGUAAUUUUACCGGUAAAUUAAAUGAGCCUAAUGUUGAAGAACAAUGGAAAGCUAGACAACAAAAUGUAAAGGAUGCUUUCACCCAUGCAUGGUCUGGCUAUAAGAAGUUUGCAAUGGGUUAUGAUGAGCUGAUGCCAGUGAGCCGGCUUGGAGUUGAUGGGCUCGGAGGUCUAGGUGCUACAGUUGUAGAUGCUCUUGAUACUGCCAUGAUCAUGGGUCUAGAUGAAGUUGUUUCUGAAGCGGGCUCAUGGAUUGAGUCGCACCUUUUAGAUAGGAUUAGACAGAAAGGGCAAGUUAAUUUAUUUGAAACCACAAUACGGGUUUUGGGUGGUCUAUUGAGUGCAUAUCAUUUGAGUGGGGGGGAACAAGGCAUGACCUUAGCACAGAAGGGGCCAAAACCUACUAUUUAUCUAGACAUUGCAAAAAACUUGGCUGAUCGUCUGCUAUCUGCUUUUACUUCCAGUCCAACCGCCAUCCCGUUCAGUGAUGUUGUGCUACGCGAUUCCUCAGCUCAUUCAGCUCCUGAUGGACUGAGUAGUACUUCUGAAGUUUCCACUUUACAGCUUGAAUUCAAUUACCUCAGUGCAAUUUCUGGUGAUCCAAAGUAUAGAACUGAAGGGAUGAAGGUUUUGGCGCAUUUGAAAACUCUUCCCAAGACAGAAGGACUAGUUCCUAUCUACAUCAGCCCUCAUUCUGGUGAAUUUAGUGGAGAAAAUAUUAGACUUGGAUCUCGAGGUGAUAGUUAUUAUGAGUACCUAAUCAAAGUGUGGCUUCAGCUACGGGAUACUCAGGAUGGUAACUUCACUUAUCUUCAUGACAUGUAUGAGGAAGCAAUGAGGGGAGUUAAACACAUGCUUGUUCAGAAAUCAAUACCAAGUGAAUUGGUUUUUGUGGGGGAAUUACCUGUUGGACCCAAGGGUUACUUGAGUCCAAAAAUGGAUCACCUGGUAUGUUUUUUGCCUGGUACUCUUGCGCUUGGUGCCACGAAAGGCCUCACAAAAGAGAAAGCAAUGAAAGACAACCUUCUUACAUUUGAAGACCUGGAAAACCUGAAACUUGCAGAAGAUUUAACCAAGACAUGUUUUGAGAUGUAUUCAGUAACUUCCACCGGUCUGGCUCCUGAAAUUGCAUACUUCCGUACUAAGGAUUAUUUUGAGAGUGGUCUUGAUGGCGGAAAUAAGAGUUCAGAAUAUGUAAAUGACAUAAUAAUCAAACAUGCAGACCGUCACAAUCUAUUGCGUCCAGAAACUGUUGAAUCCUUGUUCGUAUUAUAUCGAAUCACUCAGGAUCCAAAAUAUCGAGAAUGGGGUUGGCAUAUCUUUGAGUCAUUUGAGAAAUACACAAAGGUAGAAUCCGGCGGAUACUCUUCUUUAGAUGAUGUCACCACAGUUCCUCCUCCAAAAAGAGACAAGAUGGAGACAUUUUUCCUGGGUGAAACAUUGAAAUAUUUGUACUUGCUCUUCGGAGAUAGCUCUGUUAUACCACUUGAUAAAUUUGCUUUUAACACGGAGGCUCAUCCUUUACCAAUCAAAAGCUCUUAAGAGAAAGGCAAUAAUGUGAAGGGUAGCGCGUAAAAGCUUAACACCUGUUGGCCUGGGCACAGUUUCUACUGGUUUUUGACAUGGUUUAGUUGUUUAUAUUGUUAUGAAGGCUGCCUAUCCCUAGUUGGCCGGGAUCCCCACUUUAUCUAAGCGGUGGCUUGACUUUAUAUGCCUUCAACACAUCAACGAAAUUGAUCUGCAAUUAGACGCCUACAAAAACCAAAGUUAUUUACUUGGCCCACCUAAUCAUCACAGGCUUGUAAUAUUUGUUACGAUAGGCAACUUUUUUCAGGUUAUGUAAGGAUGGGGUUUUGCCCACCAGAAUUCGAGUGAAAUAUGGCCAUAUGUAAUUGACUUCUGUGAUUAACAUUUAAUUGCAAUUUGUGGUCCCAAA
Messenger RNA from Gossypium raimondii (Peruvian cotton), 2651 nucleotides. Its product is annotated as mannosyl-oligosaccharide 1,2-alpha-mannosidase MNS3. Gene Ontology annotation, biological process: carbohydrate metabolic process; N-glycan processing. The record is from RefSeq and is a predicted model, not a curated record. Gene Ontology annotation, molecular function: mannosyl-oligosaccharide 1,2-alpha-mannosidase activity; calcium ion binding. Bases 362 to 2257 code for a protein of 631 amino acids. Gene Ontology annotation, cellular component: membrane; endosome; trans-Golgi network. The transcript is spliced from 6 exons. Lineage: Eukaryota; Viridiplantae; Streptophyta; Magnoliopsida; Malvales; Malvaceae.